Molecule: messenger RNA, 2326 nt
Organism: Ruditapes philippinarum (Manila clam)
Lineage: Eukaryota; Metazoa; Mollusca; Bivalvia; Venerida; Veneridae
Product: dynein axonemal intermediate chain 3-like
Exons: 17
Coding region: 67-1872 (601 amino acids)
Biological process (GO): cilium movement involved in cell motility; inner dynein arm assembly
Cellular component (GO): inner dynein arm
Molecular function (GO): dynein heavy chain binding; dynein light chain binding
Source: RefSeq, a predicted model, not a curated record
CAAUGAACGCCGGCGGGAGUAAUGGUGAAGAUAUUCUGGCAGGGAAAUUUGUAAAUCUGAAAAAAUAUGGUAAAUAUGUCUGAGCCAGAGGCAAAAGAAAUUUCUGAAAAAGAGAAAGAGCAAAAAGAAGAAAAGGAGAGAGACAGCACCAAAUCUCCAAAGAAGACUCCACCUGGAUCAGCAAAGGGGAGUUCUAAAGGAAGUGCAAGAAAAUUAUCAAGUGCAAAAUCAGGAACAAUUACCCCAAAAAGCCCUGCUCCAAAACUUGGAAGAGGAACUCCCCAGAAAGGUAAAAAGAAAGAAGAUUCAAAGGCUGAAACUCCUGCCCCACCAGAUGAGGAAGAGAACACAGGUCCACCUGAAAAUGUAGUGCCGAUAUUUCUUGCAUCAAAGACCCAGGCUAUAUACCACUGUGUUUGUGAUGAAGAUGUCACUAAGGAAAAUCCUUUUAAGAUUGUAACAAAGGAAGAGAUCUUGGAGGAUCUACACAAUAGGGCAGCCAUCUGUGACUUCCAUCCAAUGAAAGAUAAAAUCAUUAACUAUCCUGGUACAGAGUUGCUGUUGGUAUAUGACUUUGACUUUAAAUAUGGUCAAAAUUUCUGCAUUGCUCUUACUGAGGAAGCUAAGGAACUUCUACUCAAUCCCCCAGGCCAGGAGGGAGAGGAAGGUGAGGGUGGUGCUCAAGGUGAGGAAGAAGAUACCACUGUUUACAAGUAUGUGCCCCCUGAGUCUAAGGAAUGGGUCUCUCUAGGCAGUCAGAAGGAGAUUAAAGAAGAGUCAGUGACAGAAAUGAGAAGACGGGUAUGCUUUUUAAAGGUACAUUUACACAAGUCCGAACCAGGAGGUGACCACGCCCCUACCAAGUUCUCCAUUGCAGAAACACAGGGGGAGCGAGGAGCAUUAUCCAAAGCAACAGAAGGUGGGGUAUCAGACAAAGAAGCCAGUGUUAGUGGUGGCUAUUACUCAUCUGGAAAGCCAGGAUCCGGCAAAGAGAAAAGAACAUUACAGAGUGUUAAAACUCACUUCUAUGUUGGCACAGAGGAUGGUGAAAUUGUGUAUGUUGACUGGAUGCCUCAAAAAGAUCAGGACACUGGAAAAAUACAAACUCCAAAGCCUGACUUUUACCAUACAGUGCAUGAUGGGCCUUUGGCAACAGUUCAAAGGUCACCAUUUUUCAAGGACGUAGUUUUGUGUGUGGGUGGAUGGAAUUUUACUAUCUGGAAGGAAGGAGUUAUUAUAGACAAGAAUAAUCCUAAUGCAGCAGAGAUGGCGAAAUUGAUAGAUCCAACAGAAAAUGCAGCGUUGAAGUCGGGACCAAUUUUACAAUCAGCACCAAAUCCUGUACGCCUGACAUCUGGGCACUGGUCACCAUCACGUCCUGGCGUGUUCUACAUCUCCAAGGUUGAUGGUAGUGUUGAUGUAUGGGACCUGUUAGACAAGACACACGAGCCUUCAAUCACACAGAGUGUGUCACCCGUAGCCAUCACCUCUAUCUACCCGUUCCCAGUAUCUCACAAGCAGCAUUUACUGGCUGUAGGUGACAAUGCUGGUACUCUACAUAUACUAGAGAUACCAUGGAGCUUAAGAUUAUCUACACCUAAUGAGCUGACGGGUGUUGCAAAUUAUAUAGAGCGUGAGGUUAAGAGACGAUCAUUUGUUGUUCAGAGAUGGGACUUCAGAGAAACUGAGAAACGUGAGAUUGAGGCGGAAGCUAAAAGAAAGGCUGGUAUUGCGCCGAAUGUUAUCCUGACAGAUGAAGAGGUUGAAUAUCGUCAGAAAAAUGAAUAUCAAGCUUAUGUUGAGGUGGAAACCAAUUUCCUACGAGAACUAGGAAUAUUGAAAGAGGAUGCAGAACCUCUCCCAGAAACGUAGGCUGUAUUUAUAAUUAGGAUCUGGUGACUGCCAAUAAACUACCAUCUUUUUCAGUAAAUAGGAAUGACUUACAUGCAUUGUAUAUGGAUUUGACUAGGUUAUAAAAAGUGAUAAAACAUGGAAUAAUUUAUUUUUUUUCUUAUUUUUUUCACUUUUGGUUGUUUCUCUCCGUCCAUGAAAGACAUCUCUGUGAUACAAUGAACUUGUCUAAACUGUGCUUUUAUGUACAUACAUUAUUAUUGUACUUGUUUGAAAAUAUUUGUGUUAUUUAUGAAGAAAUAUUUGUUACUUGUUAUGUAUAUAUGUAUGGAAGUGUAUUUUCAAUAAAACUGAAAAAUUUCCUUCACUCAAAGGUGCACACUGAGAGAUGGGAAAACAAAAAAAAACAACAACAAUUUUACAUGUCAAAAAUAGUUUUUUAUUAAUUUAUAUGAAUAAACAUUUGAAACAACAA